Molecule: messenger RNA, 1437 nt
Organism: Lotus japonicus
Lineage: Eukaryota; Viridiplantae; Streptophyta; Magnoliopsida; Fabales; Fabaceae
Exons: 4
Coding region: 66-1217 (383 amino acids)
Biological process (GO): rRNA base methylation; tRNA methylation
Molecular function (GO): iron-sulfur cluster binding; RNA methyltransferase activity
Source: RefSeq, a predicted model, not a curated record
GGCAAAGAACCUAGCAAAGGAAAGGAGCAAUCAGUAGCCGCGAAGCAGGAAGAAGAAGAGGUAGAAUGGGAAUCCGAUCGAUAUUCGACGGCGGUGAGAUGAGAACGGAAUUCGAGAAAAUCGGUAUCGACUCGAAGUUCAUUCCAAUUAUUUGGAAGCAUCUGCAUCUGCAUCUGAAUCUGAAUCUCAAUCUCAAUCUCAACGGUGAAGGUGAAUGGGAACGCCAUGUCCCUUCUCUGCCUUCUUCUGCGUACCAAUUCCUUCGUUCCAACUUCCCAAACCCUCUCUCUUCCUCUCUCCACUCUGUUUUCCACUCCGCUGAUAAUCUCACCACCAAGCUCCUCAUCAAGCUCCAUAAUGGAGCUUUUGUGGAGGCUGUGAUCAUGAGGUAUGACACACGUUUGGGGAAAUAUGGUGGUAAACCCCGUCCUGGUGGUCUAAGAGCAACUUUGUGUAUAUCAUCUCAGGUUGGAUGUAAGAUGGGUUGCAAGUUCUGUGCAACUGGAAGUAUGGGAUUCAAAAAUAACUUAUCCUCAGGAGAAAUUGUUGAACAGUUGGUUCAUGCCUCUACUUUUGCACAAAUUCGUAAUGUUGUUUUCAUGGGAAUGGGAGAACCUCUUAACAACUAUUCUGCUGUUGUACAAGCUGUUCGAAUCAUGACUGGAUCCCCUUUUCAAUUGUCAUUCAAAAGGAUUACCAUCUCAACAGUCGGCAUCAUUCAUUCUAUCAAGAGGCUUCAUAAUGAUCUGCCUGGUUUGAACUUGGCAGUCUCACUGCAUGCACCAGCCCAAGACAUUCGUUGCCAGAUAAUGCCCGCUGCUCGUGCUUUCCCUUUGGAAAAACUUAUGGAUUCUCUCCAAGAAUAUCAAACCAAAAGUCUGCACAAGAUAUUAAUUGAAUACAUAAUGCUUGAUGGGGUGAAUGAUGAAGAGCAGCAUGCCCACCAAUUAGGAAAACUGCUACAGACAUUUCAAGUGGUAGUGAACUUGAUACCCUUCAACUCUAUUGGCAUCUUGAGUGAAUUCAAACCUUCGAGUGAGCAGAAAGUCUCAAAAUUUCAGAAAAUUCUUAGAGGUAGCUAUAAUAUUCGAACAACAGUUCGGAAGCAGAUGGGUGAGGACAUAAGUGGUGCAUGUGGACAAUUAGUUGUUAACUUACCUGACAAGUCUCUUGGAAAUCAAGAUCCCCUAACGGACAUAGAAGACCUUGUUAUUUGAUAUCAAUAUAGGUUCAAUUUAAUUCUUAGGCUGUUAUUUUCGAUUUGCUUCCUUCUUCAUGUAUUGUAUUGUGUUAAGUUUAAAUCUAUAGAAACUAGUAUCAGAAUUCAGAAGUGAAGGUGCACUGGGUGAACCGGUGAAGCCCCACGAAAUUUCUUCCUUUGACUGUGCUAUGCUUUUCUGUCCUUUAAAAUUUUUAUACUGCCAUUAACAUACACAA